This is a messenger RNA of Chlamydomonas reinhardtii, 1758 nucleotides long. RefSeq lists its product as uncharacterized. The record is from RefSeq and is a predicted model, not a curated record. The transcript is spliced from 7 exons. Bases 482 to 1534 code for a protein of 350 amino acids. Lineage: Eukaryota; Viridiplantae; Chlorophyta; Chlorophyceae; Chlamydomonadales; Chlamydomonadaceae.
CGGAUACAGCUGCUCGCACAUAUCGUGUAAGCUUUCAUCCCAGCCGAUCGGAACGAGCCCGCUCUGAAAUUCUUGCAAGUGCGCGCUCUGGCAGGCCAGACUGUGUCGCUAAUACAUCGCACUGUAAGUUAUAGCUGCGCGCAUUCUCGAGGAAGCCAAGAAAGCGCAGUUACCGGCUUCGUUCAUACGCUGCACUCGCUCUCGCGGCCUGGACAGAAGAUCACGUAUACAGGAAGCUGCGAAUAAUCGAUCAUGCUAGUUGGUUCGAGCUAAAUCGCGCUGUAGCGCAAACGCACCGGGUGCGUCACACUUUCCAUGGCAUAUGUAUAUAGCUGGGCUAAAGACAUAUUAUUUAUCAUCUGUAAGCUACAUGCCCAUUCGAUUACCUUGACCGUCCAGGACUAGGGCUCGACUGACGAUGGUCCAGCUCUUGCACAUUUCCCUCUUUGAAAUUACGUGCCGGCGACGUGAGCAUGGAGAAAUGGUUCCAAGGUGGGCCCUGCUGGACGUGCAGUUUGCCUCCGCUAUCAGCGGGGCACUUGCGUUCGCCGGCUGGCUGAUUUGGGUGGUAUCGGCGGAGGUGGCCCGGCGGCGCACACACGACACCGUGUCGGUGUUUGGCGUCGAGCUCCGACACGACCCCUGGCCGCUGUGGGCUCAUGUGCCCGCCAGCGUGCUGCUGUUGCCGCUGCUGGCCCUGCUGCUGCGCUCGGCGGGCUGGCGCGCGCGCAUACAGCAGCGCGUGUCGGCGGGAGGCGUGCCCUUCCUGCCUGACCAGCCGCCGGGGGCGGGCACCGGCGACCCCAGCCCACGCGCCUACUUCACCACCACUGCCAGCAGCGCGGCGGCGGGCUGGGCCCUUCACGCACUGCUGGUGGCGGCGCUCGUGACCACAGGCGUGUGGGCGGCGGCGCUGGGUGGCGUGCAUGCGGCAGCCAAGGUGGUCCAGCAACCGUGGCAGGCGUCGUCUCUGGCGAGCGUGCACGCGUGGGCGCAAGCAGAGCAGGGUGGGGCUGCAGCCGCCGCGGAGGGAACGUCAGCAGCGGCGGCGGGCGCUGAUGAGGGGGCUGUGGCGGCGGCGGCCGUGGACAAGGGCUCGGGCUGGGGACCCGAUUGGCCCGGCGGCGCCUGUCCCCCCUCGUGCGUUGAUCUCUCCGUGUUCAAGGCCUACCUCGGCGAUGACACGUGCUGCUGCAACGCGAUUGGCGGCGUGUUUGCUGCCGAGCCGCACGCCGCCGCCGCGCUGCAGGCGCUCAUCCCCGCGCUGGUGGGCCUGGCCCUGCUGUGGGCGGCCCUGUCGUGGCUGCUGCUGGCCGCCGCCGCGCAGUUCGCACACAGCGAGAGCGAGCUGCUCACAAUCACGCCCGCCGCCGCCGCUGCCGCGUCCGCCGCCGGCGAGCCCGGCAACCUGCCGCCGGUGCAAGUUGUGGCAAACUGGUUGGAGCGGCACGUGUUUAGAAAAGCAGCGGCGACAGGGCGUGGUGGCCGGCGUGGCGGCGGCGCGUCAACUGACCCGUUGUUGGGCAACGCUUGAAAGGUUUGCUGAGAGCUGCAUGGUUGCAGUGACCGUUACUUGAUAAUUGCAGAUUUAGCAUGGAUUGGUUGCAUUGGUGUUGCUGCAUGCGGUUUGCAACCUCGCGUGAGCUAGACGGCGGGUGGCGGGGUAGGGAGCCGGGAUGGGUCAAGUGCACACUUCCCGCCAUGAAAUUAUACAACAUCAUGAAUCUUCAUAGUAACAAUUUGUAACGAAGACAACUC